Saccharomyces kudriavzevii IFO 1802 is the source of this 3690-nucleotide messenger RNA. RefSeq names its product Lam1p (gene LAM1). Gene Ontology annotation, cellular component: plasma membrane; endoplasmic reticulum. The record is from RefSeq and is a predicted model, not a curated record. The coding region runs from base 1 to 3690 and encodes 1229 amino acids. The transcript has a single exon. Lineage: Eukaryota; Fungi; Ascomycota; Saccharomycetes; Saccharomycetales; Saccharomycetaceae.
AUGCAUGAACAUAAAGCGGAGCUACGGCUGAUAACGGUCGCACUUAAUGAAGCAUCCACCGAUUCACCCUCAUUCAGGGCUUCGGUUAACUAUUUUCAUACAAGAAUGGAGUCUUUGAGUAGUUGGAUGCAUAGUACCAUAGACUAUGUGCAAAAUACGUACAAUCCUUCAUUUCAAGACUUCCAAAGAAUAAAGGAAACGCUGUUUUCACAGCUGCUCCCUUCUCCUAUACUACUCUCCAAUGGGUUUGUCAGUAACCAGCCGUAUACUCCGUUGCUUGUUAAAGACUUUACUAGGGAUAUCAAUGAUCUCUCAAAUACAAUUAUGAAGAUAGUUCUGGGCGACGAAAACUCCCAGUAUACGACUGCGUUGACAGCUUUAAGUUCAAAUGCCAUUACUCCCUAUUUUAAUAAGAGAAAAACUUUUGAAUAUUAUCAGAGAAAGUACGAUUCAUUUAUGUCAGAUUUUUUGGCAACUGCUAAUGACAUCAAUAUUUUAACUCCACAAAAUCUUCAAAAUGAAACGUUCAAGUUAUUUGAUAUUAAGCACAAAUAUACAGAGGCUUCAUUGGAUUUAACUGAAGCUAUUUCGUUGAUGAAAGUCAAUUUGGAUAAAUUUCUGGUAGAAACAAUAGAUAUUGUACGCAAAAAUAAUGUUAUUACAACUAAGAAUACCAAGGAUCUCAUCGAUAUUACUCCUGAACUCACGGAAACGUUAAAAGAUUGGUCCGACUGGAUAGAAAGUAACCUACAGACUUUACAAGGCUUGUCGUCCAAGUUAUCUGAAGCUAAGUAUGCUAUUCUCAAACUUAGUUUGGCAAGAUCUAAGCCAUCUCACUUGUUACAGGACUAUGAUUUGAGAAACAUAAGAAAUUUGAAGUUCAGCCUACCAAAUUCAAUCAGUGAUAGAAAUCUUUUGGCUGAUAAAAAGGGAAUAUCAGGUUGGUUGUACAUGAGAACUACCGUUGGUCAUGAUCCUAAAAGGGUUGUGUGGGUUAGAAGAUGGUGCUUUUUACAAAACAGCAUUUUUGGGCUUUUUUCUCUUUCACCUAGUAAGACUUACGUUGAAGAAACAGAUAAAUUUGGUAUACUAUGGAUUACUGUAGAAUAUCUACCAAACGAAUCUAGGAAUUUCUGUUUUAGAUUAAAAAUUCAAAGUCCCAAAUACGAAACAGAAGAAGAAGGUACACAUGCGGAUAUUAUUCUACAAGCGGAAAAUAUUGGCGACUUAAAAGCCUGGAUAAACAUGUUAAACUUCCAUAAAAGAUAUGCGUUGUCGAUAAAGGAUGAAAACGAUCCUCGCUAUCAAUUAGCUACUCGAAAAAUCGAACCCCAGUUUUUCGAAUUUGCUUCAAGUAGUUCAACAUCAACAGAUAAAUUAUUGACUUCAUUUUCCGGUAAAACCCUGACGUUGGUAGAAGAGUUGAAACGAAAAUACAUAUCAGAGGAUGAUAUUUACUCUAUUAUUGAUAACGAGGCUUAUCACUUGAAAGUGAUUUCUACGCCAGUGGCCACGCAAUUGACUCAUUUAGCUUUAUUUUCAACUUUUUUAUCUGUAUCAAAUUAUUUUCCAUGUGCUACUCAGGCAAAUACAUGGGGUACAGCUAAUUGGAACGACCUUUCUUAUCUAUUCAACCCACUUGAAGGGAAUGCAAUACUUGAACCACCCAAGGUCUUGAGUGCUUCUAGGUUUUCUGUUAGUUAUCCUGACUACUAUCCAUAUAGUCUAAAAGUUGAUGACAUACAAUUUAGGUCCAUUUUUUUCUCAGUUAAUCAUCAUUUUCUACAAAUCCCAAAAGAGUUGGUUCUUUUGAGAUAUUCAUCCGUGUGGUGCCCAAACAACAAACAAAAAUUUUCAUCAGUGGCAUUCGUUACUCUCAACCAUAUAUACGUCUACUUGAAUAUUUCAGGAUUUUCGUAUUUGAAGAGGAUAGACUUGCUAGAUAUUGAUUCAAUCGAAUAUGAUAGAAGUCCCAAAAAUGCUUCUUCAAGGAUGCUACACAUGCAAAGAGGUGAUGGGAUCAAGUUUAACAUGUCCGUAUUUUUUACUGAUCGAAGAGAAGUUGCUUCAAAGUUGCAAUUUUUAAUAGAAAAUAAAGCGAUGCAUGUCCCGAAGGGUGAAAAGGAGGUUUUAGAAAUAUUCCAUGGAUUGGAUGAAGAGAUUGAAAAGGAAAAGAAAUUUAUCAAGGAUAAUCUGUCCCAAACAGAGCUUCACUCCAAAGAUCAUAAUCAACUCUUGAAGUGUACGUAUGAUCGUCAUUUCGAAAAUACCAAAGAAACACCCCUGGAGCUUAUGAGUCGAAAAGUACGUCUGGAAAAGGAGGCACGAUUCUAUUUUCAGGAUAGUUUCAAAGUUGGAAGUAAGAUACUAUUCCACGUACUUUUUGGGGACAAAUCCCAGGUUUUUCCUAAUUCGUUAUUUCUCUGUAAAAAGGGUAGUAACUUGAAUACCAACUCGUACUGGGAACGUAUCAGGUAUGCAAAACAAGAUGAUAGUUGCCAAUUUGAACUUGCCCGUAAGUUGCAAUUUGGACUGAAUCGCACUUCCAAUUUUAUUAAAGAUCAAUUCUGGUUAAAAGAUGACAAUGACAACUGCAAAAUAAUUCUCGAGCAGCGAGCAGUAAAGAUAAAACAAAACUAUUAUUAUGAAGUGGAUGAAGGUCCCAUUAUUGUAAAAUUUCCGUUAUGUCAUCCUUUACUUAUCUGUGUAAAGUUCAUCAUUGCAGAACGCAUUACAUCUCAAGGGGAGUCCCUCAAAAAAUGUGACUUGGCGAUUUUGUAUAAAUUCAAAUACAUUGAAUCUAUUGGUAAGAUGGAUACUAAGGUGGAAAAAUUGUGGCUUUUAGAAAAUAUACACCUUAAUUGGAUAUUAAGAUAUUGCAAAGUUGAACAUCUUGCUAUCAGCAAAAAGGCCAGGGAAUAUCUAAAAAAAUUCAAUGAUAGAGAAAAGAUGAGCAAUGUCAUCAAACUGUGCGGGUUUCUUGGCGUUUUGCCAAAAGAAAUAGUAGAAAAUGAUAAAAAAGCAGGCGAUUUUAUGCAACCUGUAUACAUCAAUUAUGAUUAUUUGUCGCUUUUGAAAAUUUUUAUUAAGCUGAUUGUAUUUUAUCUGAGCAGCGUUGUAAUCAGGACCGCGAAAAUUCUAUUAGCGCUACUUAUGAUAGUUUGGAAAUGUUUUACAAAAGUUAACAGAUCUCUAUACUAUGGCCUUCUGGUAGCUUCGUUAAUUAAUCUGUUCUUCGUUGGUAAAUCCAUCCGGUCUUAUUUCUCAGUAAAGUCGGCAGAAGCUUUGUUCCAGAACUAUGCUAAUGCUGAUCAAUCAGGGCUUCAAAUUAUGCAUCGAUCUUUGACGCUGCCUGAUUUGGACUUACUUACGAAGAAUAUGCUGGAUAAUGAUCAAGUUAAUCCAGUACUCAAAAGAUUCGACGGAGAAAAGAACGCUUACCAGUACAAGGAAACUAGGCAAGAAAUUGCAAUUAAACGAAACCAAGUACUAAUGGAACUAAAAAUCCUCCAAAAUACGGAGAACGAACUGGUGCAAGGAAGUUACAGGAAGUUUUUGAUAACAGAAAGAGACAAAUGUCUCACUACACAGAAUGAAAUAUCUGAUCUAUGGGUGAACGACACUAAAUUACAAGAUUAUUGCAUGGAGUGCUUUUCUGAGUACGACAGACUAUCUGCUAUUCCUAACUGA